Rotaria sp. Silwood1 is the source of this 762-nucleotide messenger RNA. The record is from the annotation of a GenBank genome assembly. Lineage: Eukaryota; Metazoa; Rotifera; Eurotatoria; Philodinida; Philodinidae.
AUGACUAGUUUGUUGAAUCCUACUCCAAUAAAGCUGGUUAUCGAUACCGAUCCUGGUAUUGAUGAUUGUCAUGCUAUAAUGAUGGCUUUUUCGCCUUCAGACGUGCAAAUUCUCGGCCUUACUAUUGUUACAGGCAAUGCAUCACUUGCUCAAGGCAUUCGCAAUGCUCAUCAUCUUUUACAUACUUUUCAACGUUACGAUAUACCUGUGUUUCGUGAAGCAGACCGAACCGUUGAUGGUGGCCAAAAGUAUGCACCAGAUAUUCACGGUGAAGAUGGAUCUUGCAACGCCACUCGUGGCAAAGACAUUAAGUUGGACUUGUUGACUGAUGGACCAGCUGCUGUAGCACUUGGACGUUUGGCUCGUGAAAAUAGUGGACAACUAGUCUUAGCAGCAAUCUAUCAGUUGACCAACCUCUUUCUCGCCCAUUGGCUUGAUCCAGAAUUCAGUCGAAAUAUCCAGCGAUUGUUAGCUAUGGGUGGUAAUCAUACAAUCCCUUAUUUUGAAGCAUUAUCGAGUAAGUCUUCCUAUACGGAACGAAUAACAAAUACAUAUUAUCUGAACUUUUUAGUUAGUUUUGAAUUUAACCUUAAAUAUGAUCCAUUAGCUGCUGCAAUUGUUCUCGAAGAAUUUCAUACAAAACCAAUUCUAAUUCCAUACGAAUUGACUAAGAAGGCAUGCCUUUCGUUUCAAUUUCUCGACCAAAUGAGGGUCUGGGUAUGGGUGUGGGUAUCGGCGGAUGUGCCUGCAGAUGUGGGGUAA